AUGGAACUGCAAGCGCGCGCCGGCUACCGCAGUCAAAUAACAAAAAUAGUUAACGAGGCUACAGAAUAUUUGAAAACUGCGGGAAUAAGAGAUAUGGAGGAUAUGUCUAAAUUAGACACCAUUGAAGAAGAUCUCGCAUCUUAUCUGCAGCGUCUCACUACCGCCAAUGAGAAUCUUCGCAUAAUCAACAAUGAAUUUCAGAAUAAAAACAUCGAGGAUUCUAAACCAGAGAAGGUAGCCGAAUAUGAAGACUCUGCUGUAGGUAUGAUGGCUAGGUUACAAGUUCGAUUAGCAAAGGUACAAGCUAAAAUUAAUCCCUACCAAAAUGAUGAGAACGUGCGUCGUCAAUCUGCAACACCAUUGCAGCGGGCUCGUUGUACGAAACUUCCCAAAUUAGAGCUGAAAAAGUAUUCAGGAGACCAUCAAGAAUGGAUUAGUUUUUGGGAAAAUUUCCGUACGACUGUGCAUGGGAAUGAGUCUUUGAGUGGAGCAGAAAAAUUCAAUUAUUUGCAGUCUGUUUUAACUGGGAACGCAGCGAAGACCAUAUCAGGUUUCACCCCCACUGAUACCUGCUACGAUGGGGCUAUCUCUCUUUUGCAAGAGGAGUAUGGAGAUUCGGAAAAAUUAAUAGAUAAGUUGAUGCAAAAACUUAUGGCGCUUCCAGCUGUUCAUAGCAAAACUGAUUCAACGGGAUUAAGAAAUUUAUACAAUACGGUAAUUUCUUGCAGUCGGUCUCUUACAGCACUAGGUGUUCCUUCUUCUCAUUAUUAUAUAAUGCUUAAGACGAUUCUCCUGAAAUGCAUGCCAAAUGAACUCCGAAUUGAUUAUCACCGAAUACAGAAAGAAAGCUUGAUAAAAGGCGAAGACGUCAAUGAUUCAGCUUCUGAUACCGGAUCUACUCUUUCUUUCGAUGGAGACAAACAGGUGAAAAAUAUUCUUAGAUUUCUUAAGCAAGAAGUUGAGUCGAUUGAGAGGGCAGGUGUUAGCAAUUCUUCAGUGCGAGCGAGCACACACCGUUCUCACACACAACCAUCAACAGCAGCUGGCCUCUUCGCUUCCACGCAAGCGAAAGAAGUAUGUUUUUUUUGCAAGUCUGUCCAGCAUUCAACGAAGGAGUGCAGCAGCUCCCACACAGUGGCUGAGAAAAAACAUAUGUUGAAAGAGGAUGGUAGGUGUUUUCGAUGCACGAUGAAGGGGCACACUGCAAGAUUUUGUAAAGCGAGAGGUUUGUAUUGCAAAAAGUGCAAGAACAAGCAUCCAUCUUCGUUGUGCAACUCCGAGAAAGCAUCGUCUGUCAGUGAGGUGGAAUUAAAAUCAAAAGAAAAUUCGAAGUCUGUGGCAAUGCUUAAUCCAACAAUUAAUUUAUCCGUGCCGGAUAUUUCAAUUUCAAGACAGAAUACAAAAUCAUAUGUUUUUCUACAAACCGCGCGAUCUCUCCUAGCAGCAAAUAGUUCUUUGUCGGCGAGAAAUAAUUUAUUCGUUCGUCUUAUCAUAGAUGGUGGCAGCCAGCGCACGUACGUGAAAGAAGCAGUUGUAAAUAAGCUUAACUUACCAAUCGAAGGUUUUGUUAAUUUAUCCAUCAUUCCUUUCGGUCAAGACAAAAUUUCCUGUGCUAAUAAAAUGAAAAUUGUGAAAAUCGUUUUAAAAAGUCAAUUUGGGGAAAGAUCUGUGGAAGUUAUGGCGGUUGUUGUUCCAGAAAUCUGCUUAGAUGUCUUGGUUGCUCCGGAGAGUAAAAGCCCUCAGUUAGAUGGCUUCUGUUUGGCAGACUCAAAUUUGUGUGAACGUGAGCAAGAAGACGGAUUGAGUGUCCUAGUUGGAGCGGAUUAUUAUUGGAAGGUGGUUACUGGAAGAUAUAAGCGAAUAACAAGCCUUUUGACAGCAGUAGACACAAUCUUCGGGUGGACGCUUCAGGGUCCGUGUGACACAGGUGAUAUUAUGUCUAAUGAAACUGUCUCCACUCUUUUCAGCUCGAUAUCUUUUGAAGAAAUGUGGAGACUAGAUACCAUAGGCAUACGAGGCGACGAGAUGGAGAUGAAUGAAUUCACUAAAGAACUCCAAACUAAAUGCAUCAGAAAGACGGAGACAAGAUACGAAGCGCUCCAACCCUGGAAAACUUUAAAUGGACAGCUCGGAAACAAUAAAGAAAUGGCUUUGGCAAGGUUGCACUCCCUUUUAAGAAGACUUCAAAGAGAACCAGCUAAACUUCGCGAAUACGAUAUAGCAAUGCGGCAAUUUAUUACAGCAGGAUAUGCAGAGAGAGUAGUUCCGAGUGACGAGAAUACUAAGAACCUGUAUUAUAUGCCACACAGCGCAGUGUAUCGCCCGGAAAAGACAUCUACCAAGAUCUGA
This is a messenger RNA of Eupeodes corollae, 2349 nucleotides long. RefSeq lists its product as uncharacterized. The coding region runs from base 1 to 2349 and encodes 782 amino acids. The record is from RefSeq and is a predicted model, not a curated record. Gene Ontology annotation, molecular function: nucleic acid binding; zinc ion binding. The transcript has a single exon. NCBI's taxonomy places the organism in Eukaryota, Metazoa, Arthropoda, Insecta, Diptera, Syrphidae.